Messenger RNA from Cyclopterus lumpus (lumpfish), 6284 nucleotides. Its product is annotated as serine/arginine repetitive matrix protein 1. The coding region runs from base 3802 to 5721 and encodes 639 amino acids. Gene Ontology annotation, cellular component: nucleoplasm; spliceosomal complex; nucleus. Gene Ontology annotation, molecular function: RNA binding; ubiquitin protein ligase activity. Gene Ontology annotation, biological process: protein ubiquitination; mRNA processing; negative regulation of DNA-templated transcription. The record is from RefSeq and is a predicted model, not a curated record. NCBI's taxonomy places the organism in Eukaryota, Metazoa, Chordata, Actinopteri, Perciformes, Cyclopteridae. The transcript is spliced from 8 exons.
AGACGUCAUUUCAACUGCAUGACAACAGACCGUGCGGUCAUAUUUGUCAACACAGUCCAGAUCAGCCACUACCAUUGGCUACUGGCACUACCAUAUUCCUGCUUUACAUUUGAUUGGGUAAGUCAACUGAUCUUUGUUUUCUUUUAUAGAAAAAUAGACACGGUUGUUUGCGAGCCACGCUUUUUCGUAGCCAGAUAGUAUAUAGGUUUAAACAUCUAUGCAACCUAAAAUACUCUAGACUGUCAUUUUAAAUUUGACUAUGACUACUAUAUUUUAAAUGUACACUUCUAUUUUGUGUCACUUAUGUCGUAGAAGUUAUUAUAUUGGGAUACAUAUAUAUUUUGUAUCCAUCUUAUGCGUGAUCAAUAAUCAAUAUGUCUUUUACAUUGAUUCCCAUAUUUUGCAGUAACAAAUAUAAAAGGAAUCUAGGCUUGGCAGAGCCAUUGGACCUGGUAGAAAAGCUGGAAAAAGUGGAAGAGAAGUUGCAGAUCCACAGAAGAAAGUACUCCACUGCUUUACUGUGAUUGGGGAUGUAGCUCAUUUGUACUUUGGAUGAAAGCUUGUGUCAAAUGAGUUGAACUGAUAAUUUCAUAUUUAGGUAAAUACGACAUUAUGCAGUUAUUGCGUAAGUGCACUUAAAGAGGCAUACUAUGCUGGAAUUGAGAGGGAUUACUUCCGUAUGAGUCUUUGCCGUGUUCUUUGGGAAUAUGCUGCACUGUAGACCUUUUAGCUUACAGUACAUCACUGUCAAAAGAGAAAUGGGUCAAUAGAAUAUCUUUGUACAUUUUUACGUUUCUUACACGUUUUAUUUUGUUGUUUUUCUUUUGAUGGAUUUUCGUUUUGGACCACAAAGUGUUAAUCAGAGCUGCAUUUAAUGUUUAUUCUUAAGUACAAAUUGAUCAUUUCCAAUUUUUGCUUUGAGAUAAAAUGAAUGCACGGUUUCCAAAUGUCUCUUUUUGUACACCGUGUUGAUUGGGUUAACUGCUGAAGCUGGCAAGCUAACACUAACAUGCUAGCCAGUUAGAAAAAGGCAACCGUAAGUCGGUUACCAUAGCUUGAGCUUCUUCUUACAUGGCCUUUCACUCCCUGUAGGAGUUAUUAAAGAGAGGGUAACCGCUCUCUGAGCCAGCGAACUUGCUAACUUUCACUCAAUAAGCUGCGAUAGUUGACUCCAUUCUGGACUCUCCAGUUCUCCUUUCCCUCAAAGGUGGUUGUGUCUAGAUGGUCGAGGCCAGGCAUCGACCUCGAAUGGUUUAGGUUGGGAUAGCAGCUAGUCUCGCUACCUCAAAGGUAGGCACUGUCGAGACAUCUUGAUGUUGGUCAAUGUCGCAAGUUUCUAUCAGAUUUCCCUGAAGUUUCACUCGAUGUGAACAAAAUCCCACCAUUUCACAUUGUGGUGAGACGGUGAUCUAUCGGUCCAGAGUGAAAUGUUAAUGAAGUGCAUUUAGAGACAGUAACUGUAGAUUAAAUCAGUUUACCAUCCAACACUUCCAUGUCUUCUAUACAUAAUAUGGAUUGUAUCAUUUAUUUAAUUUACAUUAUCUGUAACUAUCUUUUUGUUGCUAUGUUUUUGCUCACAAAGGGAAUUCAACAGUGUUUGUACAAGAUAUAUCAACGUCAUAAAGGAGACCUAUCGGCUGUCUUUCUUUGAGCUGGUCCAUUUCGUCUUUUCUCUGGUCACAUGGUAUCGGCACUGGCGACAUGCUCCACAUUUUUACCACUACGGCCAUUCUCUGAGGAGCAUAUCCAUAUGCUGGAUUCACAGUUGUGUGUUAAGGGGUUACAGCUAGCUACUUGGUAGCGGAUGUGCACCUCCUGCACAGUGUAACCACACUCACAGCAACAGUGUUACGGCACCACAAAAACUGAUUGCGUCUUUUGGUUUUAAGUGUCCAAUGUUGGUCGAGAGUCUUGAGUGAAGACGACUUUGAGAGAUUUCAAGAGCCUCAGUGGUCAUUUUUUUUCAAUAAUGCACAUCUAGCAAAGCCAUUCGUACUGCAACACCUUCUGUUCACGGCUCUGUAUCAAAGAUGUAAACGCACCAAUUUCCCUGAGUAAUGACUCAAAGCAAACCUUCCCAUGAAGUAAAUACAAUAAUGUAAGCAUAAUUACUGUGGGGUACAUAUUCAAUAUAAUACUUUUUUUCAGUAAUAGUCAGACAUCUGCUCCUUAUUAGGGCUGCAACAGUACACGCAUGUCACAGUUCGUUUCUUACCCAGGUUGAGGAGUCACGGCUUGAUGUGAGUUAGAUGCACCGAGGAAAACUAAAAGUAAGCAUCCGGUUCUGUUUGGACUGUCGAAACCGUUUGGGGACAAUAGAGACACGUCAAAAAGCUUUAGUAUUUUACUUAAACACUUGCCAUAGGCUAUAGUGUACUAUAAAGGAAACGUAUCCCUCGUGCUUUGACAUUGAUAAUACAAAAGAAAAGUGGACUAAUAGAGACUUCUGCAUUAGAUGUAGUGUUGUAAUCUUUUCUACCGUGGCCAUAUGCCAACAUAAUGGGGAUUGCUUUAGUAAUUGUUUUGUCUCAAUCUGCCUUUGGUUGCUUGGAAGCAUUGCGGUGAGGAGUUGGGCUCCGGUUUGCUUUUUCCUCGACCCACAUCAGGGUGAUGCAUCGUCACGUAUGCUGCGUUUCCAUUCUCAUAGCAAACAGCCGUGGAGUAACGCCGACACACCGCCCUCACCUUGUAGUCUGGUUUUAUAGUCUGGCCUUUUAGUCUGGCCUUAUAGUCUGGCUUUAUAGGCCUUAUAUUCUGGCUUUAUAGUCUGGCUGUAUAGGCCUUAUAGUCGGGCUUUAUAUGCCUUAUAGUAUGGCUUUAUAGGCCUUAUAGUCUGGCUUUAUAGGCCUUAUAGUCUGGCUGUAUAGGCCCUAUAGUCUGGCUUGUAUAGGCCUUAUAGUCUGGCUUUAUAGGCCUUAUAGUCUGGCUUUAUAGGCCUUAUAGUCUGGCUUUUUAGUCUGGCUUUAUAGGCCUUAUAGUCUGGCUUUAUAGUAUGGCUUUAUAGGCCUUAUAGUCUGGCUUUAUAUGCCUUAUAGUCUGGCUUUAUAGGCUUUAUAGUCUGGCUUUAUAGGCCUUAUAGUCUGGCUUCAUAGUCUGACCUAAUAUAAUUGUUCAAGUUACACUUUCAGACUAAUCUUGGUGGAAAAGUUCUGAUCCUUGAAUCUUUGUCACCUGUGUGUAGCUUGUUCAUCACACACGUUGUCACAUACUCAAACUUUCUGUUGCUCUUUGCAUUUUUCAGACUUUUUGAGCUCCCCAUCGAGAGAUCAUGCGAUGGAAAUUGUAACUAAUCAUUGGCUGCUUAACAGAUGAUUCAGUCCCUGAUCCUGCUUUGGUUACUUUGUAAUCUCUUCCCAAAGUAUCUUGAAUUCAGCCCAAUACAAUGUUUCAUGAUUUCUUAAAUAAGAGCUUAUUUAAGAUUAGUUACAGCUUUCCCAAAAUCAAACAUAAACAGUAAAACCAGUUUCCUGCAAAAGAAAUGUGGAACUAAAUGUUUGCAUUUUAUUCUAAUAUUUCAGAAACUGCCAACUUUACAGCAUUGACCAUGUAGGUCAGCAUAAAAGCAGCGAUCCUCAUGUCCAGCCCCACUGUAGCGGCUUCUCCAUAGCUCGUAGUACAGUGAAUGCUUUGGGAGGCGGCCAGCAGAUCGUCUCUCCUGUACAGCCACCGCACAUUGAAGCCCCACAGUGGAACCCCACAGUUGUGGAGCACCACCCUUUGGACAGCAGUGAGCGGGCUGGCGAGGAGUUCCUGAGAUGCAUCGCAGCCAACAAGCCUCUCCCAGACUACCUGAAAGGGAACAUGGAGUUCAACCUGGCUGACGCGUUUAAGUCGGCCGAUGUCCUGAAAGAGGUUCUCAAAUCGGACGCCGAGUUCCAGAAGCUCGCGACCAGGAGCAAAAGCCGCAGUCGAAGCCGCGGAAAAUCUCGAGCCAAGAGCCGAGCGUCCAGCCGAGGCCGAGCGAGGAGCAAAAGCCGAGCGCGGGGCAAGAGCAGGCCGAGGAGCAAGAGCAGGCCGAGGAGCAAGAGCAGGCCGAGGAGCAGGAGCAGGAGCAGGCCGAGGAGCAAGAGCAGGCCGAGGAGCAAGAGCAGGCCCAGGAGCAGGAGCAGGCAUCGCAGUCGGAGUGGGAGCCGGAGCAAGAAGAAGAGUCACAUGCGGAGCAAGAGCCGGGCCAGGAGGUCCAGGUCACGAAGUAGCAGCAGAGAAAAGGGCCACGGCAAAGAGAAGAAGAGGGGCCCCUGCCACAACAGCCUGUUGGAAGGACUGAAGCUGGUCAUGAACAGCAAAGAGCUGGAGGAGCGCUUGCCCACCCUCAAAGAUGCCAUCCUCACUAUUCAGGCCUCGGGCGAAAGCCAAACGGCGGAGAGCGUGCCCACCGAGGACGGACCUCGGCAGCUCGACUGCAACGAGAACGCGACGUCACUGGAGAACGACAGCAUGCUCCUCCCCCACGACAGGGUGGGCAGCGACUUCUCCUGGCUCCAGGUGCAGACUCCUCCCGUCGCCGCUGCCCCGAAGGCGGACGAGCUUGAAGACGAGGAGUCGUUUCUGUACGGGAGUGACGACGCCAGGGGAAAGCAGGCCAACAAAUUCUCCGGCGAACGCCUUGCGGCGUUCCCCCAGAUUAGAGAACGUGCCAAGCGACAGGAAGCGGCCAGUUCGGCCGGUCAGCAACACCAUCAGAACAAAUCCGCACUCGCCUACGCCGACCUGGACAGCAGUGAGUGUGAGAAGAUCAGGAACAUAUUAAAGAGUCUGGGCAAGGCAGACGUCAGCGAGAUGAUGGGGAAGAUGCAGCCGUCUGCUGCACUUCCUGCGUCUGACCGAACGGCGGCGGCCGUGGCUUUGCCCGCGCUGCGUAACCCCGAUGUGCGACACGCUCUGGAGUCUCUACAGUCACUGAUCAAAGCGACAAAAGAGAAGCGUGAAAAAAGCGAUGGCAGUGGCACAUCUCCGGCAUCCCCCGAUAAGCACAAGGCAGGUGACGACGAGGAAAGGGAGAAUGAAAAACAAGCCCGAAUAAGUCAAAUGGAGUCCUUGAUGAAGGAGCUGGAAGGAUUGUUGAAGCAGGACGGGUUGAGUUUUAUGAGUCCAGUAAUCGGGUUUUACUGCCAGAAGUGUGAGGAGUUCAUUGGAGACUUGAACAGUGCUGAAAAGCAUGCAGCCAUCCAUCGCCAUAGCAACUCAAGCAGCCAGAAAGGGCUCAAGGACAAGCCUGCAGGAGACGGCAAGGGACACUCGCGCCAAUUUAGCAACAGCACUCAGCACCCACCCCCCUCGGACCGGACGGGGGACCACAGGAACCACAGAGACCCCCAACGAGACUGGAGGGACGACAGAGACCUCAGGAGCAAACGCCGCCACCACGGCGACGUCAGGGCCCACAGGGCCGGGCAGGACGGCGUCUCCUUGAAGGAGGAGAUGAGGAAGGAGAGGAUGCUCAUCACGGUGUCCCGUGGACUGACGCCUCCUCCGGGCGGCCGGGUGAAGGAGGAGGCCAGCGAGGAGCAGACCGCCGAAGGCCACGGCAAGGUCAAAGUGGAAGACAAGGGGAAAUCCUCCAAGGGCAACAGGGCCAAAGAUGGAAGCAGCGACAGCAGCAGCAGCGACGACGACAACAACAACAACAACAACAACAACAAGGGGAAACAGCAGAAAACCAAAUCCCCGAAAAAGAAGAAGAAGAAAAAGGAGAAGAAGAAGAAGAAGAAGAAGUCCUGAUUGAAUUAUGCUGGUGCCAAGUUGUCCUUAACGUGACGUCUGUUUCUUGUCUCGGUGUGGUCAGAAGAGGGAGGUAGGCCUCGUUGUGCUUCAAGGACCCCCAACCCUUAUUGUGAAGGGUCAAAGGUGAAGAUUAAUAUCACUUUGAUCCUUGUGCGUCUGGUUUCGAGUGUUUGUGACCUCUACCGGACGCACAGGGAUAAAAUCCAUAUGAAUCUUCUUCUUUCUUUUUUCUUUUUUAUUUUACACAUGGCAAUUGAUAUAUUUAUACAUGGUCCUGUUCAUGUUUUUUGUAUAAAUAUCCAUUCUCAGUACCAUUGCACCCGUGUGAAUAUUUUUCAUUAAACAUUAAAGGUUCAGGAAUGUGUGUAUUUUCCAUGUUCUUACUCGUGUGCAUUUUGAUCUGAAAUACAAGAUGACACACGCGUCCGUCUCCUUUUAUAGAGUAAAGAAAUGUCAUUUCAUAAGUCAAAUGAGUGAUGGGAUGAUUAUCUCCAUCAACUACAUUGUGCAAGUGGGCAGAUUCCUUGGCGGGUUUUGGGAUUAAAGUCAUCUGCUUUUGA